Mizuhopecten yessoensis (Yesso scallop) is the source of this 3168-nucleotide messenger RNA. RefSeq names its product histone acetyltransferase type B catalytic subunit-like. Gene Ontology annotation, cellular component: nucleus. The transcript is spliced from 11 exons. The record is from RefSeq and is a predicted model, not a curated record. Gene Ontology annotation, molecular function: histone binding; histone H4 acetyltransferase activity. Lineage: Eukaryota; Metazoa; Mollusca; Bivalvia; Pectinida; Pectinidae. Gene Ontology annotation, biological process: subtelomeric heterochromatin formation. Bases 40 to 1266 code for a protein of 408 amino acids.
UCCGGAAAUAGAUGUUUUUAUGUCGCGGGAUCUACGAAAAUGGCGGGUAUAUCAUUUAUAAAAGAUCGACUGGAGGCCUAUAAGUGUUCUGCAAAUGAAGUCAUACACUUCAAAUUAGUAAGACAACCGUCCGACAUUGAAGAUGAUAGUACAACAUUUUUACCUGAAAUGUCUCACCAGUUAUUUGGAGAACAGGAGAGUAUAUUUGGCUACAAAGACUUAAUGGUUGAGAUGUUCUACAGUGCAGCCAGACUCUCAACUUUUAUCAACAUGAAAUACUCCGACAAAGUUACACCACAGAGGUUUGAUGGCAUACAGCCUGAUAAUGUGUUAGGGACGUUAAACAGUAAGCUCCCUCCAGGGUACCUCACAAACAAAGACAUGUUCACAGCCUACCUGGAGAAGGACGCCACAUUUAAACCGUUCGGCGAGAUGAUGCACAGUUACAAAGUCAUCAAAGACAAUGAGGAGAGACACUUUGAGAUAUACAAGACAGACAUAUCGGCACCGGGAUUUCGGGAAUACCACGAACACCUUCAGACAUUUAUCCUCUUCUUCAUCGACGCUGCCUCCUACAUAGACGUGGACGAUGAUCGAUGGAUGUUUUAUCUCUUGUUUGAAAGAUACAAGGUCAAUGGAAACCCUAUGUACGCUAUCGCAGGAUACAUGACUGCUUACAAUUACUACGCAUAUCCAGCGAAAGUUCGUCCUAGAAUAAGCCAAGUUUUAGUUUUACCACCGUUCCAAAAGCAAGGUCAUGGGUGUCACUUGGUACAGACAUUUUACAACGACUGUUACACAAGGUCAGAGGUCAUGGACAUCACAGUUGAAGACCCUUCAGAAAACUUCCAGCGGUUACGUGACUUUGUUGAUGCACGUAACUGCAUGAAGCUUGCAAGUUACGAGGUUUCCAAACUCAAGAGUGGGUUCUCGGAGGAGAUGGCGAAGGAGACAAGAGAAAAACUUAAGUUAAACAAGCGACAGUCACGGAGAAUAUACGAGAUCCUUAGAUUGAAGGCAACCGACACGAGUGACAAGGAGAUGUAUCGGGCCUACAGACUUGACAUCAAACGUCGACUCAACGCACCCUUCCAGAAAAAAGGCCGUGACUUUGACAAGCUGGAGAAAGUGUUACGCCCUGAUGAACUAUCAGCAACAUUGAGUUGUUUGUCUAAAGAACAGAGACUUGCAUAUCUUGAGAAUACCUUUCAGGAAAACAUAGACAUGUACCGACAUGUUAUCGAGCGACUCAACAUGGCUGUCUGAGUGACUGAAGUGUGAAAGAGAGAGAAAAAGGAGAAAAAACACAAAAACAUUUCUACAGACAGCAAGUUGAAAUGUAUAAAUUGGCUUCUAUCACAAAAGAUGUAAAACGGUAUGGAGAAUUAAUUCCAUGAUUCCAGUAUUAUUGUAGAUCUACUGUAUGUAGAAAGGUCCAGUAAUACAAGUAUUGAAGUACGAUUUAUAACAUGGUUUAACACUUAACACAUAUUUGUUUUCUAUUGUGGUAUCUUUUCUAUUUCUUGUGUCGUCUAGAGAAGUUUGACUUCUGUACUGUUGACAGGUCACAUUGUUUAAUCGAUACAUAAUAUUUUCCGCUCCAUACUUCAAUUAUGGUUAACGUUGUCCUCUAGGUAAGCCAUUCCUGGAAAAUACAAACACUUAAAUCUUGAUCAAAUUGCACUUCUCUUUGACUGUUAUAAAUUCAGAUAAAAAUAACAGACCCUUAGCCUGUUGUGAUGGUUGGAAAAUCUCAACCAAAGAGUUGGUUUUGUCGAUUGUCUUACCUGAGGCUCACAGCAGGGGAUGGUUCUGUUCUUCCCUCAUAGCGAUAAUAUGUUCUGUUCUUCCCUCAUAGCGAUAAUAUGUUCUGUUCUUCCCUCAUAGCACAAUAUGUUCUGUUCUUCCCUCAUAGCGAUACUAUGUUCUGUUCUUCCCUCAUAGUGAUAAUAUGUUCAAAACAAUAGUUUUCAAUUGGUUUUCCUUUCACAUGUUGUCUCCAUUGAAUACUGAUUUUGACAUUAACUCAUUCACCCCUGAAAUUUCAUAAUGGACUAUUCCAACCUUUGAAUUGGUAGAGUUCAAAUUUGUCUUCAGGGGUGAAUGAGUAAGUCUACUUUAUUGACCUCUGUGACCCAUAUCUACACAAUGCUAUAUCAACAGAGUAACACACUGUGUAACAGAACCAACAUCCAAUAGGUGUAAAAGGAAUGUUUAGCUUCAUCAUCUUGAUUUCAGGAGGAUACCUGAAACCUAGUAAUACAGGGGACACGCCUGUAAAGGGUGGGAGACAAACUCUGCUUUUCUCAUACCACAUCUUGGAGAAAGGACUUUAUUUGUUUAUUUUCACAUUAGUAGUCAAUGAGGAUAUUGAAGUAAUAAUUGUGUACAUCUACUGUAGGAAUAUUAUUUUAUGACUUUAAAAAGACUUUGAAAAGAAAAAUGAAAAAAAAAAUGCACGCAAUACUGUGAAAUCAGAUAUUUUCGUGAGGCCCAUAUUUUAGAGGUACAUGAUUUUUUGAAUUUUGAGUACCCACUCAAACUGAGAAUUGCUUUAUAUCAAACUUGUAAUUACUUGGUAGACCUAUGAACUUGUGAAUGAUGAUAACCCAUGAAAUGAACGAAAAUUAAAACCCCACAAAAACAAGAGAUUUCACAGUAUUUGUGACUGAUGCUUAAUGUGAAUUUACAUGUUAAUAAAGUUUGUGUGAAUUAUAGGCUAUCUACAGUGUUGUGACAUAACCCAGUGUUGGUGUAUGUGAUCUAAGAAGUAAUUUCAAAGAAAAAAAGUUUUAUAAAAAUUGAUUCUAAUUUUCAAUUGUUAAAUUUCAAAAGUAUUGAAAUAUUAAGUGCCGUUAAUUUUGUUUGAUCACCUCACUUAAGGGUGUAUGCUACCUUAACUGUACCAUGCAUGACACCUGAAGAACAUGUGGUUUCUGAGAGUUUGCAGCUUUGACUGUUGUCAGUCACUGUAGACAAAUAAUGUUACUGUCUGUCACAUUAAAUGUACAUGGAUUAGUAAACAUUUGUAUACCACUUAAGGAAGUGUAGACAAAACGGUGGUUUAUGAUUCUGAAAAGUGCUAAUUUUAUUUAUUUGAAUUCUUGGUUAUGCUGAAUGAAUGGAAUUUGACUUGAAUGCCAAGAAAAAUAAAAAUGAAAAAACUUA